AUGGGUCUAGGUGACUACAGCCACUGCCGACAGCGGAUGUCCCGGGGACUCCACGGGGUCUCUGGCAGGGCUGCGCUGUGGUUUCCAGCCUUUCAUUCCGUGCACCGCACGCCUUGUGGCACUUGGCGCAUCGAGGCCCAGGAGCAGGCCCGGGCGUCCACUCCGGUACUGGAACACCUCCGGCGACAGCUGGAGCGCGCCUUCCAGCGGGCGGCGGCACGCGGGCGCGCCAGGCGCGCGCGGGAGGCGGUGGCGGCGGUGGCUGCGGCCGCGGCGGCCGCGCGGGAGGAGCGGACCCGGGUGCGCAUGGAGUGCGCGCUGGCCCGGCUGCGCGCGGAGCUGCUGGAAUUGCGUUUCCAGAACCAUCAGCUGGCCCGAACUUUACUGGAUUUAAACGUGAAGAUGCAGCAGCUGAAGAAGCAGCAGGAUCUGGAGCGUGCAUCCAAAUCCCAGAGCCCAGAAGAUGACGCCAUGAACCCCGAGUGUGGAAAUGCAUAG
This is a messenger RNA of Arvicola amphibius (Eurasian water vole), 498 nucleotides long. It is a transcript of the gene Aard, whose product is annotated as alanine and arginine rich domain containing protein. Lineage: Eukaryota; Metazoa; Chordata; Mammalia; Rodentia; Cricetidae. The transcript has 2 exons. Bases 1 to 498 code for a protein of 165 amino acids. The record is from RefSeq and is a predicted model, not a curated record.